GGAAGGGGCGGCGCGGGGCGGGCGCUGGGGAGGGAGCGCGGCGGAGAUGCCGCUGGCCAAGGACCUCGUGCAUCCCUCGCUGGACGACGAGAAGAGAAAGCACAAAAAGAAGCGUCUUGUGCAGAGCCCCAACUCCUACUUCAUGGAUGUGAAAUGUCCGGGAUGCUACAAGAUCACCACCGUGUUCAGCCACGCUCAGACAGUAGUUCUGUGUGUAGGGUGCUCAACUGUGCUGUGUCAGCCUACUGGGGGCAAAGCCAGGCUCACAGAAGGCUGCUCAUUUAGAAGAAAGCAACACUGAACACUUCAAGCAUGUGUGUUUGGAUCUGUGUUCCUGAAAGCCUUACCAGUUUAAAAAUGCCUGUUCCUACAGCAAUGUAAUUAUGAUUGAUUUUGUAAAAAUUACCUGCUAUUGCUGACUAAUCUGCUGGAAUCUCUUUUUCAAUAAAUGAUUGAAAUAAAUGAUGGUUUUUCCUGUAAGUUUGCAGACAACUGAGCUCUAUUUUUGUAAUUUUACUUCCAAACAGUGGUAAAAGCCUUGGACUUGGCUGCAUCCUUCCCCUUGUUAAUCAUCAACUACAGCAAUGUCAUGCAUAUAGUGACAGAAUCUGCUUUUAAGAGUGCAUUUUGUAUAUUUUAUUACUGCAGCUGCCCUAACUGCAAGGGUUGUGGGAGCUGGAUAGAUUUAAAAUGGCUCCUUUGCUUUCAGUGUAAUCCCUUCACCGUGUUGGGUAACAUGGGGAUAAAUAAAAAUGUGAAGUU
Molecule: messenger RNA, 762 nt
Organism: Corapipo altera (White-ruffed manakin)
Lineage: Eukaryota; Metazoa; Chordata; Aves; Passeriformes; Pipridae
Gene: RPS27L
Product: ribosomal protein S27 like
Exons: 4
Coding region: 47-301 (84 amino acids)
Biological process (GO): translation; ribosomal small subunit assembly
Cellular component (GO): ribosome; cytosolic small ribosomal subunit
Molecular function (GO): structural constituent of ribosome; RNA binding
Source: RefSeq, a predicted model, not a curated record